AUUUGUCGUGCAUUCUGCCUUCUCAAGUCGGCGUGAACACAUAAAAGACGUCGCUCGCCAGAACGAUCUCUCAGUCUUCAUCGGCCCUCCCAAAUAUCUUCAUUGUUAACCGCCUGCAGAAUGCCCGAGUUUGGCAAUGCCCCCCCGAUGAAAAAUCCUUCAAAGCACGAAUCAACCCUCUUACCAGCUCACUGCGCUCCGGUGUUUGCGUCAUCGCAAUCCUCAAACCAACCUCCAUGUACACAAGAGAAGUCCUUUUUUGAAUUCGAUGACAGCUAUACAAUUAGCUAUAUAGCACGGAUACGAAAGUAUUUCACCGAAUGCCUUCCCAUUAAAGGUUGUCUUUGUUCCCCGGAUCCUCACCAUCAUACAUAAAGACAGCCAUCAACAUUCCAAGCUUCGAUCCUUCUGAUGCAGAUAUCCUUCGCAGAUUGUUCUUUCAAAUGUAUUUAUGAGAAUGAGGAGAGAUGAGGUGUGGAGGACCGACAACAUUUUUCGCCAUGGACGGGAGUGUGAGCGCCUGAAUACUGAUCCUUUGCCUGCCAACAUCUAUGCCAGUACGCUUAUCACUCUUUUUUUCCACAUGGCGGUCCACUCGCAGCUCAAUAUCCUCCCCCAUACUCUUAUGUGGGUGCCUGUGCGGAAUGGUUGUCUGGAAAUCAUGCCCAUAGCGGUCAGGCUGGUAGCCAGGCGACAUUAUUUGUCGGUCAUCAUGUCGGAACAUUUCAUAUUGUCUCGCGGCCAAUCUUUGUGACUUGUUUGUAUUGUUGAGAACCCGAUCAACAUCAUCAUACGUGGGUUUAUUGUGGAGGACCGUCAUGAGAUCCUUGAACUCUGGACUCUUUGGACGCUGGCAUAUGUCCAUAAACUGAGACAUCCGUUUUGCUCUCUUCGCCACUUCUUGACGAGCAUCCUUCCCUCUGAGGUCUUUCUUAAGUUGCUCUUUACAUUCUCGUCCCGCGCUUUUGCAUUGAUUACAUGGCCGCUUCUUCUCACACUGGCUCAC
Exophiala oligosperma is the source of this 1006-nucleotide messenger RNA. RefSeq lists its product as uncharacterized. Lineage: Eukaryota; Fungi; Ascomycota; Eurotiomycetes; Chaetothyriales; Herpotrichiellaceae. The transcript has a single exon. The record is from RefSeq and is a predicted model, not a curated record. The coding region runs from base 452 to 754 and encodes 100 amino acids.